Messenger RNA from Megalobrama amblycephala (Wuchang bream), 3219 nucleotides. RefSeq names its product gap junction protein alpha 8 paralog b (gene gja8b). The transcript has 3 exons. NCBI's taxonomy places the organism in Eukaryota, Metazoa, Chordata, Actinopteri, Cypriniformes, Xenocyprididae. Gene Ontology annotation, biological process: cell communication. The record is from RefSeq and is a predicted model, not a curated record. Gene Ontology annotation, cellular component: connexin complex. The coding region runs from base 389 to 1567 and encodes 392 amino acids.
GACUGUGGCACUUGAAGUUGUCAUCAACACCGCUGUGACUCACGGCACUCUCUCUUCAGCCCUAGUCAUAUGGACAGUGAUAAAAUGCCUUUCUCUUCAUUUAGCCCGGCCACAGGAUCGUGUGAAGAGAAUCGUCCAUGUGCCCAAACCACACCACACCUAAGUCUGAAACAAGGGAGCUGCAAAGCUGCAGAAUGCUAGUAAGUGAUAAAGACACCCUGUGCAUCAGGGUUAUCAUCUGAGAGAGAGUGGACCCUUCUAGGACCUGUUGUUAGAGACCGGGCUGACUACACCCUGACAGAAUCCUGGCUGAGAGAAAAAGCCAGACAGCAGACGUUCCUACACACCAAUGACUGUUGUAUGCAUUUCUUUGUGCUGACAGUCAACCAUGGGUGACUGGAGUUUCUUGGGCAACAUCCUCGAGGAAGUAAAUGAGCAUUCGACGGUAAUCGGUAGGGUGUGGCUCACGGUCCUCUUCAUCUUCCGAAUCCUCAUCUUGGGCACAGCCGCGGAGUUCGUGUGGGGCGACGAGCAAUCGGAUUACGUGUGCAACACGCAGCAGCCGGGUUGCGAGAACGUUUGCUACGACGAGGCAUUCCCCAUCUCGCACAUUCGCCUGUGGGUACUCCAGAUCAUCUUUGUUUCCACACCCUCUUUGGUGUACGUGGGUCACGCUGUCCACCAUGUACACAUGGAGGAGAAGCGCAAGGAACGGGAGGAGGCUGAGCUCAACAGGCAGCAAGAGAUGAACGAGGAGAGGCUGCCGCUCGCGCCCGAUCAGGGAAGCGUCCGUACGGCCAAAGAGACGAGCACAAAGGGCAGCAAGAAGUUUCGUCUAGAGGGCACUCUCUUGAGGACCUAUAUCUGCCACAUUAUCUUCAAGACUCUCUUUGAGGUAGGCUUCGUGGUGGGCCAGUACUACUUGUAUGGCUUCCGAAUUCUGCCGCUGUACAAGUGCAGCCGUUGGCCGUGCCCAAACACGGUUGACUGCUUCGUCUCAAGACCUACAGAGAAAACCGUUUUCAUCAUCUUCAUGUUAGCCGUGGCCUGUGUCUCACUUUUCCUCAACUUUGUGGAAAUCAGCCAUUUAGGCUUGAAAAAGAUCCACUUUGUGUUCCGUAAACCGGUGCGGCCGCAAGUCGAGGGACCAGGGGCAGCCGAGAAGGCCUUGCCUUCCAUAGCAGCCUCCUCCAUCCAGAAAGCCAAAGGCUACAAGUUGCUUGAGGAGGACAGAGCCACGUCACACUUCUUCCCCCUGACUGAGGUAGGGGGGAUGGAGGCUGGCCGGCUGCCGGCUCCGUACGAGCCAUUUGAAGAGAAAUCGGACGAGGCGACCACACCUAAAAAAGACGUGUCUAAGGUGUACGAUGAAACGCUGCCCUCCUACGCCCAGACGACCGUGAUAGGACCGAGUGUAGCGGCGGGAGUUCUACAAAGGGAUGAAGAUGAGGACGAGAUGGCCGUCGAAGCCGACGUGGAAGCCAGCGAGACGAUAGAAGACACGCGACCGCUCAGCAGCUUGAGCAAGGCCAGCAGUCGGGCAAGGUCAGAUGACUUGACGGUAUAAAUAAUAUAGAACUGGAUUGGAAGAGCAGCAAUAUAAAUUGUAGUUUUGGGGAAAGCAUAGAAAGUAAAAACGAGUGAGAGAAAGAAAGAAAGAAAGAGGUGCCUUUAGGCAACUGCGGCGACACUUAUAAUACCAGCUUGAUAUUUUGAGGAAGAAAACAAUUGAAAAAAAAUAAUGCUGUGCAAUUUUCAUGAGGAAACUUGAGAGCUUGAUUCAUUUUUUUUAUACAGCAGUAUUUUUUGUACUGUUUUUAUCAAACAGUCAACAAACCAAAGUUAGAGAUCUGCAGCAGCUAGAUCUACGUCGGGAGGAGUUGGGGGAACUUAUUUAGCAAAAACAUGAGCUGUUUUUUAAUAAAUAACAUUUUCUAUCCAGAAUUUUACUUCUCGAAGGUGAGAUUCUGAUGUUUACAUUUUUUGGAUUAGCCAUUAGCUGAAUGUUGUAUGUGAUAUUUUGUUAUUAUUCUGAUAAGAAAAACUGUCAGGGCAUCAUCCUUUUCACCUCAACGAUUUCAACCACACAUGAUGAUAAAUAAUCAAUCUUAUUUUGAUUUGUAUGUGAAUGGUACUGUAAUGGAUAGGUGUAUGUGUGAGGUGAAACAAAUGCUGAUAGUUUCGUUGCACAGUCGUUCAUCAUGGCAUACUAGCAAAAUAUAGACUAUUUAUUUAAAAGAAAUGACCACCGCUGAUAAACGUUAAACAUAAUACCUUGUUUCUCGUUUCAGUAACUUACAUUAUGGGUCUCUUGAUUUCAUAAACUGUAGGUUAGAGUGUCUCUAGCAAUAACUGUAAUAAUAAUUCCAUUAGCCAUAGAAAAGAUCGUAGGCCACAUUCUUUCUAGUCUCUCUGCGCAUGCAGCCAUGAUGAUGAUGAUAAAGAUCAUGCCCAAUCAGCACAAAGUAUUGUUCAACAAGAGACAAUAAAACAACAUUACAUGACAUGUCACCACAGGCAGUCUGACAUCCUUGAUGUUGUUGGAAACAACAUUUUCACACUUUUGUCCUCCAUGAUGCUUCAUUUAAAUUCAAAAUAUUUUAAAGGGCAAGAACAGAAGCGUUUCGCCCCUUUAUUGACUUACCAUUUAUAUGGUACUUACCAUAUAUAUAUAUAUAUAUAUAUAUAUAUAUAAGGAAAAAAUUGUCAUGUAAGAGUUUCAGCUUCCAAUUAUUUUAUUAUUUAUUGUAAUUAACUCCUGACCAAUUAAAUUGUCCCUUUGUUUGUAAAACAUCCACAGUUCUACAAAAGUCAUAACACAUAAUUUACCAAAAUAUAUGAAAAUUGUUCAUUUCACAUCAUAUGAGUGUUUAUGAUAACAGGUAUGUCAAAAGAGUUAAAACUACCUGCAUUUUUAUCUUUUCUUUUCUUCUCUACCCUGCUAAUGGUUUCAUAUUAGUUUGGUUCGAAUGUAAUAUCGUUUUAUUUUAUGUUGCUGCCAUGAAGAGAGGAUAAACUUUUCCAGAACCCAAAAAAAAUGACUGGAGCUAGAAUUGAAAGGCAAAUUUUCUGUACUUUUUAGUGGCUAUAUAUUGUAUGUGAAGGUGAUUUCACCAAGUACAACAUGUUACUGGAUCAACAUUCCAAUCAACCAAUCAGAUUUGAGUAUACAGUUUGUCAAGUUUAGGCUUACAACCAGGGUUAGGUCCUUUGGUGUUA